This is a messenger RNA of Aspergillus ibericus CBS 121593, 1947 nucleotides long. RefSeq names its product tricorn protease N-terminal domain-containing protein. Bases 1 to 1947 code for a protein of 648 amino acids. Lineage: Eukaryota; Fungi; Ascomycota; Eurotiomycetes; Eurotiales; Aspergillaceae. The record is from RefSeq and is a predicted model, not a curated record. The transcript has a single exon.
AUGGCGCGCACGGAGGACAAGGCCUCGGCCGUCGUCGCUCGGGGGGCGCCAGUGGCCGGGAAGAAGGGCGUCAUGCUCAUGAACCGCAUUGCCCCGGCCAUCUCACAGCUCUACGUCUCCAAUGCGGACGGGUCCAAUGCCCGGCUGCUCCUGGGCAACGAGAGCACCUUCGACUACCACGCGCAGUGGUCCCCAGACGGCCAGUGGAUCGUCUUCACCAGUGAGCGGGCCGGGGAUGGUCAGUCAGAUCUCUACCGGGUCCGCCCGGAUGGCACCGACUUGCAGCCCAUCUCGACCACCCCGGCCGUGGAGGAUGCGGGUGCCAUCUCGCCCAAUGGCAGUCUCGUGGCCUUUGCGGGCACCCUCAACAACUACAAGAGCAACAUCUGGAUCAAGAACCUCGAGACCGGGUCCCUGUGGAACGUGACCAACUCGACCGAGGUGGCGGGCGACUACACCCUGCCCGAUGGUCACUUCCGGCCGGCCUGGUCCCCCGAUGGCGAGUGGGUGGUCUUCACGUCCGACCGGAACACCCCCUGGCGCGGACACAACAACAUCAGUGGCUGGGAGCACGUCCAGGAGCUGUCCAUCUACGCCAUCCGCCCCGAUGGUCGGGACUUCCACCGCGUCGCCAACCGCACGGGCUACUGUCUGGGCUCGCCCAAGUUCUCGCCCGACGGCCGCCGCAUCGUCUUCUAUGAGAUCCCCACCGAGCUGACCUACUAUGCGCGCGUGGCCGAGCCGGCCUUCUACGAGGUCAGCACGGCCAUCGUGUCCGUGGACUUUGCCACGGGUACCGACCGCAUGGAGCAUGCGUCGGGCGACGCCGGUGGCAUCAAGCUAUUCCCCCAGUACAUCGACAACAGCACCGUCGGCUACCUGGUCAAGAGCCUGCUCACCAAUGCCACCUACCCGGGAUCCAUCAACUACACGGCCGCGCAGGUCCAGGGCACAGUGAGUCCCCCGUACCGCAACGCCUCGCUGGUGGGCUACCAUCGCUCCCCGGCCUGGUCGCCCGACGGCACCCAGAUGGUGUACGAGCACGUCGAGUGGGACCCGGUGCGGGAGGUCGGCAAGAAGCUGUACAGCUGGGACGAUGAUUGGGAGUACCGCUUCAGCGACGUGUUCCCGCAGAUGUCGCAUCAGGGCAAGAUCGCGUACACGUCCCAGCAGACCCAGAACUCCUCCCUGGUGACCAUGAACGCGGACGGCACGGGGGCGGGCGACAUCUUCGAUGGCUCGCGGUUCCCCGCGCGCGUCAACUCCUCCAACACCAACGGCACCUUCCAGGCCUCGUGGCGCGGGGACGGCGAGGUGCUGGCCGUCGGGCUGGGCGACUGGUUCGAGUACCGCUACAGCAACCCCGGAUGGGUGUAUCUGGUGGCGGCCAACGGGUCCUGGGCCCGCCCGCUCACCAACGGCAGCACCAACGCGGGCUUCCCGACCAUCUCGCCCGAUGGCCGGUGGGUGGUCUGGCGGGAAUUCGCGUACACGGCCAGCGAGGAGGUAGCGCCGUUGGGGCUGCGCCGGAUGGACCUGACGACCGGCGAGGUGGUGGUGCUGAGCCGGGAAUGGGAUAAUACGCCCAUGUUUGCGCCGGAUGGGUCGAACCGGAUUGUCUUCACGCGGCGGACCAGCUGGCCCAUUGCCGGACCCUUGGAUGACAACUACGACGUCAUGACCAUGGCGGUGGAUGGCAGUGACGUGAAGCAGCUGACGACGUUGCCGUGCAAUGAUGCCCACGCGGUGUGGACGCACGAGGGCAAGAUCGGCUGGGCGACGGGCAUGUUUGGCUUCCAGGAUGAGGCGGCGAUCUAUGAUAAUAACCAGCAACCGUACCCGAUGCUGAUGCAGAUGGAGGCGGAUGGGUCGAAUAUGACGGUGCUGACCCAGAGUCGGUGGGAGGAUACGAUGCCGCUGUAUAUUCCGAAUGAUCUGUUGGCAUGA